This is a messenger RNA of Archocentrus centrarchus (flier cichlid), 3127 nucleotides long. Its product is annotated as alpha-1,6-mannosyl-glycoprotein 2-beta-N-acetylglucosaminyltransferase. The transcript has 2 exons. Gene Ontology annotation, molecular function: alpha-1,6-mannosylglycoprotein 2-beta-N-acetylglucosaminyltransferase activity. Bases 314 to 1573 code for a protein of 419 amino acids. Gene Ontology annotation, biological process: oligosaccharide biosynthetic process; protein N-linked glycosylation. The record is from RefSeq and is a predicted model, not a curated record. Lineage: Eukaryota; Metazoa; Chordata; Actinopteri; Cichliformes; Cichlidae. Gene Ontology annotation, cellular component: Golgi membrane; Golgi stack.
UGUAUCACAAAGUCCUAUCAUCCUCUUCCUGGUAUUAGCGUGUUGACGCUACACCUACUUCGGGUGUUAAAAACGAGCGGCAGGAGUGAGCGUUUGACACGGUUUUCCUCUGGAAAGACCUCGACAGCGUUUCUCAAGCAGCCGUCAGGAAGCGUUUGACACACGGUCCAAGAGCUGUCACGGGACACGGGAGCGUUCGUGCGAAGCGGCGCGAGGGCGCAAUGGAGCUCCGUCGGCUACUAUGAAGAUGCGCGCGACAAGGUGAACUCCAGAGGUGCUGUUGAACUCCAGAGUCUGUUUUUACUGAGAGAAAAUGAGGUUUCGGCUGUUCAAGAAGAAUCUGCUGGUGCUGCUGGGUGUUUCUGUAGUACUUGUGACUCUGUUGUUCUCAACACGUGUGUUAAUGGUUUCUAAUAAUGACACAAGCAGACCCGGUAACACCAUGAAGAGGAGCCAGUGCGUGCGUUCUAGUGACCCAGUUAAGUUUAACUCCGGGUCGGUGUCAGAAUUGGCUCAGUCCGUUUAUAGUGCCAACUUUAAGCAGUGUGUUCAGAAUGCAGAUAAAUUUCCAGGGGACCCUCAGCUGGUGCUGGUCGUGCAGGUCCACAACAGGCCUGAAUACCUCAGACUGUUCGUCAAAUCGUUGGAGAAAGCUGCUGAGGUCCACAGCUUCCUCCUUAUCUUUAGCCAUGACUAUUUUUCUGAGGAAAUCAACACAAUUGUUCAAGGGAUAACUUUCUGCAAGGUACUGCAGAUUUAUUUCCCCUUCAGCACUCAGCUGUAUCCCAGAGAGUUUCCUGGGCAGGAUCCACAAGACUGCCCUCGAGACAUACCCAAGGACAGAGCUUUGAAAACAGGAUGCCUGAAUGCAGAGCACCCCGACUCCUAUGGGCAUUACAGGGAAGCCUUCAUCACUCAAACCAAACACCACUGGUGGUGGAAGUUGCAUUUUGUGUGGGAGCGAGUGCAAGUGAUGCAGGGCUACAGUGGCUUUGCUGUAUUUCUAGAGGAAGACAAUUACAUCUUACCAGACUUUUUCCACUUCUAUAAAUCAAUGAUCGAGUUCAAAAAAACCAACUGCCCAGACUGUGACAUGCUAGCUUUGGGUAACCACAAUGGCCUGGAUGGUUUCAGUGGACUAUCCAACAAGGUGCUGACCACUGGGUGGAUGUCCACUAAACACAACAUCGGCAUGGCCUUCUCGAGGGAGGUGUACUACAAGCUGAUUGGCUGCAGCAAUGAAUUCUGCACCUAUGACGACUACAACUGGGACUGGACUUUGCAGCACCUCUCUGGCACCUGCAUAUCAAAGACGCUCAAAGUGCUGGCAGCCCUCGGCUCCAGGGUUCUUCACACAGGAGACUGUGGACUUCACCAGAAGGAGAACUGUAGGCCAGAGUGGGCCUCUCAGAAGGUUGAAGAAGGACUUCAAAAAGCCAAGGAGGGCCUCUUUCCUCCAUCUCUUGUCCUCAAUGGUGCAGAACCGGUGGCACACAAAGAGCACGUGAAGAAUGGAGGAUGGGGAGAUAUUCGAGAUCACGUUCUAUGCAAUAACUAUGCCAAACGACUUUGAGCUGUGACAUUUCACAUUCUACAGAUGUACCAUCUGAAAAGAACUUUUCAGGGUUUUAGAGCAUUUUCACUUUACAUGUUUUUUGCGUCUUCCAAAAAUGUGACCAAAUCAGAGUAAAUCAUAUUGCAUAUUCAACACAGUGCAGUUUUUUUUAAUUACCAAAGAUGUACAGGUGCCAAAGCCUUUGAAAAUUUUGUAUAGUGCCUUCAAGCUCAGUUCAUUUGAAUGUCACAGAUGUCUCUGGGUGUCCUACAGGUAUCCAUUAGGUUAGAUCUAUAAUACUGUUGUAAAAUAAGAGUAAACCAAAUCCAGAGUGUGCACAGACUUUAAAUUAUAAGACUGAUAAUUUAUGGUUUUAUUUGCAAAUUCUGUGACUUGGAACACUGCACAUGUUUAUCUACAUGAUUUUCACUUUGCUAAUGCAUAAUUAUUUUUUUUUUAUCAAUCAUUGAACUGCAAUGUUUUAAAAUGUAUGCUUUUUAUGGUACGUUUUAAAGUGACAACAGAAAGACACAACAUUCAGAUUUUCAGGUUUAAUCAAAAACUGUGCGUGGCAAUCAUAAGUAUAUUAGGAACAUUGUAGCACAUACAGCAGACUGUUCCUUAGCCAUGGACAUGAAUGAUUUUUGUUUUUUAAAUGAAAUAGAAUUUUCAUUUUGAAAUGUAAUGUUCAGUUUCUGGCUUCUCUAACCAGGGAUCUCUCUUUGAGGUGAUAUUGCCAAACAUUUAAUCAGUCUCCUGCUCUCUGUCGUAUUGACUCCUGGUUGCAAAAACAGGAACUGACAUAUUUGCUUUCCGAUAUGCAAAAGUGAACCAACUGCAACAGGAUCAGGGUCCUGUGAUGCUGCAUUUCUAUAUUUGCACCUUUUUUAUUUGUUGAGAAAACAGAUUUUCAGAUGUGACUAAAUGUAAUGAACUGUGUUGUGCUAUAUAGAAAAGAAAACUUGUUUCUUUCGACCCACUUUUGCUGAAGUUGCUUUUUCAAGUGUAAAACAUUGGGUGAAUGAACCUAGGUAUAGUGAUACAUGAGUGCCUUUAAGCAGACCUAAGGUGCCGUUUUUAGCCUAAACGUUUUGCUUUGAUAUUUUACAGGUUUUAAUCUCAUUAGAUGUUGAGGGAGAGUGAAAUGUGAAUGUUGGUUUUACCAAAAUCUUCAAUCUGCAGUUUGAUGAGAAUAUUUUAACACUGGCAUUGUGCUCCCUAUAGGUUUAAGUCACCCCGCAUACUGAUAUCGAUCUGAUAUUGGUGCACCUCAGUGAGCUGUCUAGUGACUGAAAUGCAUGUGGUAAUGAAAUGAUUCCUAAACUUUUUUUGGUUGUUAAAAAGCACAUCUUAAAGUUCAUGGCACAGGUUAGAUGUGUAUUUUGUACCAAGGACUUUAUGUGGUGUAUCUGUUUGUUGUUUGCUGAUUCCUGACUUAACUGAGAAUGAGACAGCCUGUUUAUUUGUUUUUGUUUUGUUUUUUUUGUGUUUUUUUUAUGUUUCUUUCUGAUCAUCACUUGAAGUAGCUCUUUUGACAAAUGGGGAAGAAAAUAAAAAAAUGUUGAGUUUUCA